Molecule: messenger RNA, 231 nt
Organism: Echinococcus granulosus
Lineage: Eukaryota; Metazoa; Platyhelminthes; Cestoda; Cyclophyllidea; Taeniidae
Exons: 2
Coding region: 1-231 (76 amino acids)
Source: RefSeq, a predicted model, not a curated record
AUGUCCACAUCCCCCAUCCCUAAGGGCACCCACUUGGCUGAUUGCGAGCUGAAAGAAGAAACCUUGCCUCCUCAGGUCAUCUCUGUGUGUCAUCAAAUGGCGCCCCAAGUCCCCGGGCAAGGGUCAGACCACACAGACUCGGGUAGUGGAGGCAGGGCAUCCCCAAUCGCCAGUCAUCCCUCUUUUCCUGGGCUGCUAAGAAAUAUCUACUGUCUUUACAAGAAUCGAUAA